UCUUAUCGCAACAUCUGAUAACAAACGUGGCUAUCAACAAUGAGCUUAAUAUGAGUCUAGCUCUCGUCCUCGCCAUCUCAAUCUUGGCGUUAUGUUCGAUUACUGCUCAAGAUAUCUAUGGAGAAUACAAAGAAGAACAAGCCUCCAGAGAGUUAAAUAUUUUCAAGAAUUUAGAUGAGUUAAUCUCUUUUUUCAGAAACGAAUCUAAUCCUCUUGCACAUGAAGUCCUAGACACGUUUCUAACAAAAUGCCAAUUUCCGGACUACACGAGAAGGCUACAAGGCCACCCCCGCAAGCCAGUUAUUGUCAUUGAAGGGAACCAUAAAUCAAGCCGGGAUGUUGUGGUGAUGGGACUGUCCCAGCUAAUGAACGCCCGGUAUGUGAACCACCCCGCACCUUGUAUCCACAAGUAUCACAAGCUCCUGCCCAAGGGAUCAAACCUACGAAGGGCGUAUUAUCUACUUUCGAACUACGCUGGCUCUCGCUACGCCAAAUCACAGCUCAACAGGCCGAUCGUCAUAAAUGGGUACUGGUCGGAGCAGCUGGCGUUCACACUCACACAUGUGUACCCUCCUGGCGAGUUGCCUCCCAUACACUCGGACAUCUUCGCAUUUCCGGACGAUCUUCUCAAGCCGGAUAUCAUUUUCUACCUGGAUUUUCCCAACAAAAUGAUCUACCAUCAUGUCACUACCAAGAGUCCACUGACUUGGAAACCCAGAAUGCUGGAGGUCUACACACACAUGCAAGCAAGGUACCCCAUAGUGCUGAAGGAGAUGAAGCCCUUGUUCAAGCUGACCACGGAGGAGAUCCACCGCCACAUCCACCAGCACUUGUACGACAAAGUGUUUGGCGUCCGAAACACCACAGGAACCGUCCACUGAUACCAAGGCCAACAUUUACUAACUCUUGUUAUAAUUAAAUACUAAUACUCGUAGUUUUCCACUGUUAUUAACAAAUACGUGACUUAUUAAUUAUUCUAAAUCUUUAAUCUAUUUAUGGGAACAGUCAAAACCCUCAGCAUUUAAGAUGAGGCUCUCACAGAUAUUGCACGUGUAUCUUAAGGUCCAUAUAAAAAUAUUAAUGCAGAGCUAAGGGGAACACAGAUCAGAGAAACUAAACAAAUUGCUAUUUGUAAUUAAAAUUCUUACAUAGGCCUAUACUAGACAAUAUUCGACAACAAAAAAUUGGACUUCGAGUGUUUAUUAUUGUUUUAAACCCAUGAUAUUUCAAUAGUCAACUGUGUGUAUCUGUGGUAGUUCUGUUUGGUUCCAUCAACCAAAAUGAUCAAAAAUAAUAAUAUUUUUAUGUAUGCAUUUUGAUUCUGGCUAUACAAGUUAUGACAUAGUUUUAAAGUAUUUUUAGUUUUUUUUUGUUAAAUCUGAAAAGGGAAUUUUAGAUGAGAAUGUGAAAAGUCUAUUUGUAAUUGUUUCUGUAUUUAACAUGAGUGGCAAAUACACUAACGAAAUACAGGUACAUUAGUAUGUGUAUUUAUGUAUGUUGUGAGAGUUAACCGUAGUGAAGUACUGCAAACAGUUGAGAUUAUUUUUGUCCCAGUAAUAAAAAAUAAAAAGUAAUCAUCUUUAUUGGACCGACAAUUUUUCCAAUAUGCUCUCCAAAGUGAGCUUCAUAAUCAUAUAUAUAUUUGAUAUUUCUGUGCAACGAUUACAAUACAUAUACCUAAAUGAAUCGACCAAGUGCCGUUUGAAAUCAAGUCAAACUUAGCAGCAGCGGUUAUAGCAAAUGGCACACGUGCCUGAUAAGGCCUACCCCGUCUGUGUUAAAAUAAUCAUCUUUGUACUACAAUUUAUCCCAGAGUUUUUGGCGAAAAAGUUUUAUGCACAGCAAAACAUUUUUUAUUUCAAACUUUUGUCAUAAACGAUACUACAAAAUAAUUUUUAUUUUUGGAUAUCAACUAAGGUUUUUAUGAUUUCCGUAUGUAAAAUGUAGCUUUAAUUCUAGCAAUGGAGUGCAGCAAUUGUAAUCAUUUUGUUGCUCAGUAUAAAAGGAAUAAGUGGCUAAAAUUCCAUUGAAUUAUCUCAAUUGGUUUCAGAAAAAUGUGUGUGCAAUCUUUUAAUUGCUGCAAUUUUUUGAAAACGGAUUUUGUGUCUUUCCAUGGGCACAUUUAUUUGCAGUUCCAAAUUAAAAAACUUUGAAAAACAGGUGUCAUAAAUCCAUAAAUGUCUGAACUAUUAAGCUAUAUAAAGCUAUUUUUGUGUUUGCAGGUUUUGGGUUUUGUCUUUAGCCAGAGCGUUUUGAGACCGUACUUAUGAUUCAUGUACGGGUUUUGCCUUGCCAAGUCUCCUCUUAACUAGCAUUACACAAAAUACUUUUCUUACUUUAUUACAUUGAAAAGUUUGGAACCAGUUGCUAAAUAAAAGUUAACAAAAAUAAAUAAAACUAAAUUCUAAUUUAAUAUUAUUUUACAAUUUAUUUAAAUUUACGAAUUGAAAACUUACCAUAUUUUUAAUUAUUCUUACAAGAUAAGAGAAUUCCACCUGUAACAUAGAAAUUUUGUAGAAAAUAUCACUGUUCUUGUCUUAUCUUGUCUCAGUAGGUCUGCGUAAUCAGCUCCUACCUCCACCAGCCAGGAGGUGAAAAGAUUUUUGUAAAAAUCACGUGAAGUGGGAAAUGUGGCUGUGUCCAGCUCUACUCCCUUCCCUCCCUACUUAGUAGUUCGUGAAAGUGAAUUUUUUAAAGUACAUAUCUGAUAUCUUUUAUGACAUUGGUGUUCCUUUCUAUUAUGUGCUUGGGAGAACACAGAUACACCUAUUGAGACAAAAGCGUGUAUUGUGGCAUCAAAAUUUACCCGAAUCAAGGACAAAUACGAAAAGAAUAGUUCUCUGACUGAAAUUUGAGUGACUACGUAAGCUGCUGCUCAAGCACAAUAUCCUCCGCACUCACCAAUGGGACUGUGAAUGCUCUACGUCUCUUGUGUCGUCAAAAAUAAUCAAAGAAAACUUAGAGCGCAUAAGUAUUUCGUCUGCAGCAAAAUAUUUCCAAUAAUUAAUAUCGUCAACGAAAGAAGUUGCAGAGAAAUAUCUGCAAAAUGCGGUGCUAACGCGGAUUUGGAACGCAGAAGCAGAAACUUUUGUCCCAAUUUCUAAAAACUUUGAACUAAAAAGUCGCAAAUAUGGUGCAUUUCUGACAGGUUCUGCAAUCUCCUUGCGCCAUUCUGUAGAUGAAAUUCUGUCCAACAUGGUAAUGUAAAUAUCCUAAAAGAAAUUAAACAGGGAGCUCAACUUUUUUUACAGAAACUCCCUCAAUUAGAUAAUGAAAUUUAUUUUCCUGGUUUUAGAUGUUUUUAUUGUAUUAUUAUUGUAUUUUAUUUUUAGGAGAAGUAUUUCUCAUUUAAAGCCUUAUUAUGACUGAACUCAUGGGCCACUGGCCUGUGUGAGGCUCUUAUCAAAAAUAAUAAUGGGGAGAUACGAUACAGUCCAAGGUCGAUGGUACUGAUAAAAAGUGCAACGGUUACAGACAGGAUUUGUUGAACCUGCAAUAUAUCUAACUCAGAUCCAAAGUCCAACGCCUUAGACCGCUCAGACUUCCAGUAUAUAUAUAUAUAUAUAUAUAUAUAUAUAUAUAUAUAUAUAUAUAUA
Molecule: messenger RNA, 3596 nt
Organism: Homalodisca vitripennis (glassy-winged sharpshooter)
Lineage: Eukaryota; Metazoa; Arthropoda; Insecta; Hemiptera; Cicadellidae
Exons: 6
Coding region: 51-881 (276 amino acids)
Source: RefSeq, a predicted model, not a curated record